Mirounga angustirostris (Northern elephant seal) is the source of this 2615-nucleotide messenger RNA. It is a transcript of the gene CSRNP3, whose product is annotated as cysteine and serine rich nuclear protein 3. The record is from RefSeq and is a predicted model, not a curated record. NCBI's taxonomy places the organism in Eukaryota, Metazoa, Chordata, Mammalia, Carnivora, Phocidae. Gene Ontology annotation, biological process: regulation of transcription by RNA polymerase II. Gene Ontology annotation, cellular component: nucleus. The transcript has 6 exons. Gene Ontology annotation, molecular function: sequence-specific DNA binding; DNA-binding transcription factor activity, RNA polymerase II-specific. The coding region runs from base 98 to 1927 and encodes 609 amino acids.
GGAGAGAGAAAACUCCUGGAGGAAAAAAUAAGGAGAUGUCAACAGACUGAAAAGAUGUUUUCAGAAGCAUAGAGUCUUCAGAAAGAUACUGGAGUUCAUGAGAUCUCAAGGUACAUGUGACAGCGCUGCAGCUAUGAGUGGAAUUUUAAAGAGGAAGUUUGAAGAAGUUGACGGCUCCUCACCCUGCUCUUCUGUGCGGGAAUCAGAUGAUGAAGUUUCCAGCAGUGAAAGUGCUGACAGUGGGGACAGUGUCAAUCCAUCCACCUCGAAUCAUUUUCCCCCUUCCUCCAUCCUCAAAAGAGAGAAGCGGCUAAGGACAAAGAAUGUGCAUUUUAGUUGUGUCACCGUGUACUACUUCACCAGGAGGCAGGGCUUCACGAGCGUGCCCAGUCAAGGGGGCAGCACCUUGGGCAUGUCCAGCCGCCAUAACAGCGUGCGACAGUACACUCUUGGUGAAUUUGCAAGAGAACAAGAGAGGCUCCACCGGGAGAUGUUGAGAGAACACCUCAGGGAGGAAAAGCUGAACUCUUUAAAACUGAAGAUGACCAAGAAUGGCACAGUGGAAUCUGAAGAAGCCAGCACUCUUACCGUGGAUGACAUUUCUGAUGAUGAUAUUGAUUUAGACAACACAGAGGUAGACGAGUACUUCUUUCUACAACCCCUGCCGACGAAAAAAAGGAGAGCACUGCUGCGGGCCUCGGGGGUGAAAAAGAUUGAUGUAGAAGAAAAGCACGAGCUGCGCGCCAUCCGCCUGUCGAGAGAGGACUGUGGCUGCGACUGCCGAGUAUUCUGUGAUCCAGAAACGUGUACCUGCAGCCUGGCAGGCAUUAAGUGUCAGGUGGAUCGAAUGUCUUUCCCAUGCGGCUGCACUAAAGAAGGAUGUAGUAACACAGCAGGUAGAAUCGAAUUUAAUCCGAUCCGUGUCCGGACUCACUUUUUGCACACGAUCAUGAAACUUGAACUGGAGAAAACCCGGGAGCAGCAGAUCCCCACGCUGAACGGCUGCCACGGUGAGAUAAGCGCUCACAGUAGCUCCAUGGGCCCCGUCGCGCACUCGGUGGAGUAUUCCAUCGCAGACAAUUUCGAGAUUGAGACGGAGCCCCAGGCCGCCGUGCUGCACCUGCAGUCGGCAGAGGAAUUAGACUGCCAAGGGGAGGAGGAGGAGGAGGACGAGGAGGAGGAGGAGGAGGAGGAGGACGGCAGCAGCUUCUGCAGCGGAGUCACCGAUUCCAGCACGCAGAGCCUGGCGCCUAGUGAGUCAGAUGAGGAGGAGGAAGAGGAGGAGGAGGAGGAAGAGGAGGAGGAGGAGGAGGACGACGACGACGACGACGAGAAAGGGGACAGCUUCGUGGAAGGCUUGGGCACCCAUGCGGAAGUCGUCCCGCUCCCUUCCGUCCUUUGUUACUCCGACGGCUCGGCCGUCCACGAAGGGCACGCGAAAAAUGCUUCUUUUUAUGCCAACUCUUCAACUCUGUAUUACCAAAUCGAUAGCCACAUUCCAGCAACGCCUAACCAGAUCUCUGAGAGCUAUUCGGAAAGAGAUCCCGUGAAAACAGGUACCCUGUCGCUGGUGCCUUACACCAUGACCCCGGAGCAGUUUGUUGACUAUGCCCGGCAAGCUGAAGAGGCCUACGGCGCCCCCCACUACCCAGCCGCCAACCCCUCUGUCAUCGUUUGCUGCUCCUCUGCAGAAAGUGACAGCGGUGUGCCCUGCAAUAGCUUAUAUCCCGAACCCAGGUCCAAUCAUCCUCAAGUGGAAUUUCACUCAUACUUGAAAGGCCCCUCCCAGGAAGGGUUUGUCUCCGCGUUGAAUGGUGACAGUCACAUUUCAGAGCACCCUGCAGAAAAUUCUUUGAGCCUGGCAGAAAAGAGCAGGUUGCACGAAGAGUGCAUCAAAUCACCCGUGGUUGAGACCGUCCCCGUUUAGUAGCUCAAAUGCUCCUAGGACCACCCCUUCUCUUACUGAAAGCCCAGUAUUUCAUUCGCUUUCCUGGGCCCGUGGUUGUUUAAACUGAGGACCAAGAACACCCGGACUGCGGUGAAUCUUCCAGACUGCAUUUCGUUUUCUCCUUUCUAGCUACGUGAACUGUGGCGUUGCACAAAUACGGUCUCUAUGAGGAUUUUAAAAGAUUUCGGACUGUUUUGAUAGAAAAAUGCUAAUUUUAAAAAAGCAUAGCUCACAGUUGCCUACCUGUCAAACUGUGUGAAACCUGCCAAGCUGUGUAGAUCAGAGCUCCAAGUUUUGGAUUAUCGGGCCUGUGCAAGAUUGCUAACUGAGACUGGGAAGUAAUAAGAUUUAGAGUCCUAAUUUUCGAUAAAUCUGAAGAUGAUGGUGACCUUUUAAUGUAAAAGUAAUUAUUGUAAGAAAAAGAUUUAAUCGUUCCAUGUGUAUUUUAUUUAUGGUAGUUAGAAGUCACGUUUUGAUGAAAAUGAACAGCAGCAUGUUCCUUUAAGCUGAAGACGCAGAGUUAGUACCACCGCGCAUGCCCAUGUGGAUUGCGUCUGGAGCCCCUUCACGUUUUUAUGAUCCUGAGUGAUCAGAUUUGCAAAUACUUUCUUAAGGGUGAAAUAGGCCUAUUUUUGCUAUUUUGGACAAAUAAAUGAGUCUAUAUGUG